AUGGUUCUAGAGAUGGCCACUACAAUCUCUCAGACCGGUCUGCCCGCGCAGACCGAUCCGCAAAACCACAACACGACAUUAGAUGAUCAGUCAAUAGCUCCCACGACCGGGGAUGUCGAAAAGCAAAGGACGGACCGCCCUAAGGAGGCGAUGGCUAAGCAAUCAGCUUUCAAGAGUCUUGGCUGGUUAGAUCGUUUUCUGGCCGUAUGGAUCUUUCUUGCUAUGGCUAUCGGAAUCAUACUGGGUAAUUUUGUUGAAAAUACGGGACCCGCUCUUCAGAAGGGGAAAUUCGUUGGGGUUUCUAUUCCGAUAGCGAUUGGUCUCCUGGUUAUGAUGUAUCCUAUUCUUUGCAAAGUACGAUACGAAUCUUUACACUAUGUCUUCCGAGAGCGGGGGAUAUGGAUUCAAAUCGGGUUCAGUAUCUUUGUUAAUUGGAUUAUUGCUCCUUUCUUGAUGCUUGCACUGGCAUGGGCUUUCCUACCGGACGAGCCAGAGCUUCGGGAGGGCUUAAUUCUCGUUGGACUGGCCAGAUGUAUUGCUAUGGUUCUUAUCUGGACCGGUCUCGCUGGUGGUGACAGUGAAUACUGUGCCAUCCUUGUUGCGAUCAACUCACUACUGCAGAUGGUGCUUUUCGCUCCCUUAGCGAUUUUCUUCAUCAAUGUUAUAAGUCAUUCGGGUAGUCAAGUCGCAAUGUCUUAUUCUACCGCUGCGAAAAGCGUGGCAGUUUUCCUUGGCAUUCCUCUAGGUGCCGCAAUCAUCACCCGCAUUACCCUGCGGAAGAUCGCCAGCCCACGUUGGUACGACCAGGUCUUCCUGAAAUGGGCUGGCCCGUGGUCACUCAUUGGACUUCUCUUCACAAUCCUUGUGUUGUUCGCAUCUCAGGGCCGCCAGGUGGUACAUCAGAUUGUGUCAGUUAUCCGAGUUGCCGCUCCUCUUAUCGUUUAUUUUAUUAUUGUCUUCUUCGUCACUCUUCUUGUGACCUACAAACUCGGGUUUGGUUACAAGUUGGCUGCUACUCAAAGUUUCACCGCUGCCAGCAACAACUUCGAGCUUGCCAUUGCUGUCGCUGUCGCAACAUUCGGCGCCAACAGCAAUCAAGCUCUUGCCUCCACUGUGGGCCCGUUGAUUGAGGUUCCGGUACUACUUGGCCUUGUCUAUGUCGUCAAGUUUAUAGCAAGGCGAGUUGGCUGGAAGGAUUGA
Penicillium diatomitis is the source of this 1200-nucleotide messenger RNA. RefSeq names its product arsenic resistance protein. NCBI's taxonomy places the organism in Eukaryota, Fungi, Ascomycota, Eurotiomycetes, Eurotiales, Aspergillaceae. The coding region runs from base 1 to 1200 and encodes 399 amino acids. The transcript has 4 exons. The record is from RefSeq and is a predicted model, not a curated record. Gene Ontology annotation, cellular component: plasma membrane. Gene Ontology annotation, biological process: antimonite transmembrane transport; arsenite transport. Gene Ontology annotation, molecular function: arsenite transmembrane transporter activity; antiporter activity; antimonite transmembrane transporter activity.